CGCGCAAGCUCGAUCUCCAACAUUAUAUUAUUUUAUAACAUAUUUCAAAUUCUUGCUAAUGCGUGGCUGGUACACAGUCACAUAUCUGCCGGCUGGUUUACUGAAUAUAGCAUAAAAUGUAAUAAUAAUAGUGAUCCGACGACUACAAAAGGUUUUAAGCUAAUAACUAUUUCAUGGUGGCUAUUAAUAUUAAAACUAAUUGAUUAUAUNGAAACGUGUAUAUUUGUUUUACGGAAAAAACAGAAUCAAGUUUCUACUUUGCACGUGUAUCAUCAUGUGUCUAAUGUCUUUUUUGGAUGGUGUUACCUCAAAUACAUAGUAGAUCCCAGAAUGACAUUUNUGUCUUUACUUAAUUGUUUUAUACAUGUUAUCAUGUAUAUAUAUUACUUCAUUGCAGCAUGGAGCACAACCAUGCAACAAAAAGUAUCUUUUUUUAAACCUCAUAUUACGAAGUUACAAAUGACGCAGUUUGUUGCUUUAAUAUGCUAUGGACUACAGGUUUUUCUAGAUCCAGAAUGCAAAGGAGUACAACGAGCAAAACAAUUUAUAUUCGUAUUUAGUUUGAACUUGCUACUAUUUCUAUACUUAUUUUAUGACUUUUAUAAAAAGACAUAUGGCACAAAACAGAAACAGAAAAUUGCAAAACACGAAGAGUAAAAUUUAUGUAUGUACAAACAGGGUUGUGAAGUAACACGUUAUUUGUAACGUCGUUACCGUUACAGUUACCAAAACCAAUUCUUACAUCUUUGUAAAUGUACGCUGAAACGAGUGGCCGUGAGAGUUGUAAAANAAUACUAUAAGAUAUGAGAUAGCCGCUUCUCUUUAUUUUAAAUCACAUCAUUAUGACAUGUUAUAUUUGUGAGUAACCAGCUUUUUUUGCUAACAUUCAAUUUACUAGCCAGUUGUCUUUGCGAUAGAUUUGGAUUUUUAUCUAAAAGUUUCUGCAAAUCUUUAUGUUUAAACUUCUUUCUCUGCAUGUAGNAUAAGUUCAUGCGUUUUCCAAAUUUUUGCGGAUUUCUCAUGGUUUGUAAACGUUCCCAAAUACAUGUUUGUGAAACAUUCAUUUCCUGGCCAGUUCCCAUUGCGAUNUAUUUGGAUUUUCAUCUAAAAGUUUCUGCAAUUCUUCAUCAGAUCCAAAUAUGGCUUGCCCUACUUCCAAAUCAGGUCCGGAUCCGGUGAUCUAAUAAGAGCCUUGUGCAGUAUGUAACGCUACGUAUCAAAUGGCCCUGAUCAGGCUGCCGGGUUCGAUCCUGAUCAGGCUGCCGGAUUCGAUCCUGAUCAGGCUGCCGGACUCGAUCCUGAUCAGGCAAAUAAAUUAGGCUCUGAUCAGGCUGCCAGAUUAGACUCUAAUCAGGCAACCAGAUGUAGAUCGGAUGUUUUUAUCAUCGCAUUCGAAGUAAUAAUUAAUAAAUGCAUAUUUUUAAAUUUAA
Pseudomyrmex gracilis is the source of this 1430-nucleotide messenger RNA. Its product is annotated as elongation of very long chain fatty acids protein AAEL008004-like. Lineage: Eukaryota; Metazoa; Arthropoda; Insecta; Hymenoptera; Formicidae. Gene Ontology annotation, molecular function: fatty acid elongase activity. The annotation marks the transcript as partial. Gene Ontology annotation, biological process: sphingolipid biosynthetic process; fatty acid elongation, saturated fatty acid; fatty acid elongation, polyunsaturated fatty acid. Gene Ontology annotation, cellular component: endoplasmic reticulum membrane. The transcript has 3 exons. The record is from RefSeq and is a predicted model, not a curated record.